AUGGAGCUAAGCCAUGUUGACACCAAAUGCAAGAUAUCGUCUUACUCCGGCCGUCAUAUGCUAUGCGAUGCACUUAAGGUGGGAUCAAAUGUUGUGGUAAUCGUAGCCAGGAACGAGAGCGAUACUUUUGAAAACAGCGCUCCAAUUGUAACAGAAAUCGCACUUCAGAUUUGCAAUGUGUGCCCCGAGACCGUCACGAUCGUCGGCACCGAGCCGGUGGAGAGCAUGGUGCCGCUCGUCAGCGAGAUCCAGCGUCUGCGCGCGGUGUACAACCCGCGGAAACUGCUCGGCUGCGUGGAGCUCAACUGCGUGCGGGCGAACACCGUGCUCGCGGACUUCCUGCGGGUGCCGCCAGAGGGGGUGCGGGUGCCCGUUGUGGGGGGGGCGACCGCCAGCACGAUGGUGCCCGUGCUAUCGUCGGCGGUGCACCCGGGCACCAUGACGCAAGAGCAGGCGAGUUUCGACAAUAGGACA
Molecule: messenger RNA, 474 nt
Organism: Iphiclides podalirius (scarce swallowtail)
Lineage: Eukaryota; Metazoa; Arthropoda; Insecta; Lepidoptera; Papilionidae
Source: the annotation of a GenBank genome assembly